Vanrija pseudolonga is the source of this 915-nucleotide messenger RNA. RefSeq lists its product as uncharacterized. The transcript has 3 exons. The record is from RefSeq and is a predicted model, not a curated record. Bases 1 to 915 code for a protein of 304 amino acids. NCBI's taxonomy places the organism in Eukaryota, Fungi, Basidiomycota, Tremellomycetes, Trichosporonales, Trichosporonaceae.
AUGAUGUACACCAAGCACUGGGCGCUGGUGGACGCGUGUACGGCCAACAAGAUCCCCUUCAGCCACCUCUGGGGCGCGUUCAGCAACCACCUCCCCAACGCCCAGGCUAAGACCAUUGAGCACUUCUGGUAUUUGUUUGCUCCCUGGUACGACACGUACCUCUUCACGAUGCGCGGCGUGGUGCUCGUCAAGUGCUUGCGCCGCGGCCGACUCAACAUGUCCACCCCGGCGCGGCACCACCACCUGCUGGUCGGCGAGGCCGCCUUCUUCCUCGUCCAGCUCCACGAGCACAUCAAGCCUCGCAAGGUCAAUCCGCAAGCGGGCGACCUCGGCGAGCUGUACGCCACCGCCGCCGCUCUGGCCGAAGACCACUGGGCCGAGUUUGUGAGCCAGCGCACACGCUACGGGCUCGUGCUCGGGGUCACCCCAGAACUGAACCAAGUGAUCUCGGCGUCGAGUGCCCGUGAGGCGCCGGCCACACCGUACCCCGUCCUCAGGCCGCCCAUGAUUGCGCCGUACGCCGCGCCGCACGCGGGCGGGUGGGAGGCGCUGGGCAAGUUUCUCGAGUGGCACCUCGUAAGUCGUUACACGGGGGAGACUGACGCACGCCAGCUUGUAGCCCUCGGACAGCUCAUCACCGCGGCCAAGGUCAACGCGAUCAACGCGUACAGCGGCGCCAACGGCCUGACGCUCGCCGGCGUGCUGGCGCUCCUCCGCGGCCGGGAGGGCCACGCCACGGCCACCAGCACCCGCCUCUACUUUGAGCGCGCGUUCGAGGUGCGCCUGGCCAUAGUCCGCGCGGCGGUGUUCUCGCAGGCCGAGCUCGCGCGCCUGCCGGUGCAGGUGGGCAACGCGGUCCUGAGGGGCGGCAGCCACGUUUCGUGGUCGAGCGACACCCCGUCGCACACCCCAUAG